Molecule: messenger RNA, 1479 nt
Organism: Mercurialis annua (annual mercury)
Lineage: Eukaryota; Viridiplantae; Streptophyta; Magnoliopsida; Malpighiales; Euphorbiaceae
Product: homeobox protein knotted-1-like 1
Exons: 5
Coding region: 124-1023 (299 amino acids)
Biological process (GO): regulation of DNA-templated transcription
Cellular component (GO): nucleus
Molecular function (GO): DNA binding
Source: RefSeq, a predicted model, not a curated record
GGGAUAAACACUCCUUGUUCUAAUUCUAAAUGCUUUUUAGGUCAUUUUACAUAAGCCUCAUUUUAGUAGGGUAUUUUUUUAUUUUCAUGAAUUAAUAUCAUAUAUUAUCUUACCUUGCAUGCCAUGGAGGAGUUUUAUAGGUUUGAUCAUAUGGUUUCUUGUUCGGAUAAUCUUGUUUCCUUCGGUCAUAACUUCCAGCAGGAAGACUUCACUUGUUCAACUAAUUUGGUUCAGUUCGAACAUCAUGCACAACAUUCUGAUUCAGAUAUGUUUGAUCUAAUCAAGAACCAGAUCGCCAAUCACCCGCUUUAUUCUGACCUAAUUUCUGCUUAUAAAGCAUGCCGAAAGGUUGGUGCACCACCAGAAAUGGCGUCUCUUCUUGAGGAAAUACAAAGAGAAAACUACGCAAUCAAAAGUUACAGCAGUGAGAUUGGAGCUGAUCUAGAACUUGAUGAGUUCAUGGAAUCAUACUGUGAGGUUCUUCAUAGAUACAAGGAGGACGUAUCCAAGCCAUUUGAUGAGGCCACUACAUUCUUCAGUUGCAUAGAAUCUCAAUUAAGUAAUCUUUGUAAAGGAACAAUCACAAAAACAUUUGAUUAUGCCACUGAUGAGGCAGGUGUGAGUUCAGAAGAAGAGUUAAGCUGCGUCGAGGUUGAAGCAUCCGAAACUAAAGAAUUUCCUGAUGGCCGAGCUCUUGAUUCGGAUGUUAAAGGAACACUCUUGCGGAAGUACAGCGGAUAUCUCAGCAACUUGAGAAAGGAGUUCCUCAAGAAAAAGAAGAAGGGCAAUCUACCCAAGGACUCAAGAAUCGUUCUCUUAGAGUGGUGGAACAGUCAUUAUCGAUGGCCGUAUCCCACGGAAGAGGAGAAAGUGAAGUUAAUAGAGAGAAGUGGACUAGAUCAAAAGCAAAUCAGUAACUGGUUUAUUAACCAACGAAAGCGCCAUUGGAAACCUUCUGAAGAUAUCAGAUUUGCUCUAAUGGGAGAUAUUGCAGCACCAACUUCACUCGCAGACAUUAUAUAAUUCAUAUUUAAGAUUAGCUUUAAACUCUAUUUAUUUAAUUAAAUUUGGAUUUAAACUUGCUAGCUAAAUAAAAAGAUGCUAAAAGUCCAUUUUUACUCACUCAACCUACCCGACACAUUUAAGGUAGGUUGUUAACAAGCUUUAAAUAGGUUAGAUUAGGGUGUCAAGAAGUUAACAUAAAUCACAGGACAAGAUUAAUAGGCUAGAAUAGAGGUAUCAAAAUGGGUUGGCAGAUAAUGUGGUGUCAUCCAUUUUAAUUUUAUGUUGUGUUAGGAUUAAUUGUUUAUAUAAAGGGUUAAAUGCAAAUUCAUACACCAAUUUUGACCUAAUUUGCAAUUACAACAUAAACUUUAAAACUUGGCAAUGUCAGUAACCAACUUUACACUUUUGGCAAAUCGAUACACCAAACUCAAAAAACACUAACGUGGACAUUGUAAUAAACCGCCAUUUGUCGUU